AUGGUAAGUGCAAUGGAUGAUCAGUUAGCUGACUGUCGCGAGGUCUUCUGCUAUUUUGAUAGUAGAGGAGAUGAGAAGAUAAGCGUACAACAGCGGAGAAAGUUAUUAAAGGGAUAUCGAUGGGAUGAUUUUCCUACCCUGCCUCUACUAUUUGCAAUAUCCUACUCCUUGAUUCAGUGUGCUGUUUUCAGGGAAAAGCACACUGUUGAAGAGUUUGUUGAAGGCCUUUCACAUUUCGACAAAGAGGGCAAUGGUUUGAUCAAUGUAGCGGAAUUGCGCCAUCUGCUUACUACUUUGGGUGAACGACUUACUGAUGAAGAAGUCGAUCAGCUUCUAGCGGGACAUAACGACUCUCACGGCAAUGUGAAUAUUGCCGAUUUUCAGUGUAAGGCGAUGUCUGGACCUGGUGGAUCUGGUGUAGGUGGUGAUACCUCCAGUUAUGUAGAUGAUGCUGACGGUGGUGAUGGCACCUCUAUGGAAGCGAGCCGUGAUAUAGCUCAUGUGAAAGCUAUCUUGGAAGAGGCCGGAGUAACCGAUUACGAUCCGCGUGUAGUACACCUCCUCCUUGAUAGGGUUUUUAUAUGUAUCAGAUAUGGCGCCACUGGACAAGAAUUCUAUACAGGAAUGGGUAAAGACGCAUUAGGUUUUCUGAACGAUGGCAACACUAGCAGAGAUUAUGUUCUCAAAAUAGCCGCCGAGCGAAAUUCACAACCGCUGCCGCAGAUUCGCCAUAAUUUCGGCCUGAAGCUUCCUAAUGACCGGUUUUGUCUUCUGCAGCCGAAUGUCGAAUGGCGCGGUUCUGAUCGGUCUACCGCAGAUCUGUUAUCGAACAACACAUCACUAACUGUGGGUCAACCACCUGCUUCAUCGGCCUAUGUGGAUGAUAGUCUUCAACAACUGCGUCCUGAGCACGUCACCAAUAUACUGAAAAGAUCAGCCGACGACGAUUUUGAUGUUUGA
Ostertagia ostertagi is the source of this 960-nucleotide messenger RNA. Lineage: Eukaryota; Metazoa; Nematoda; Chromadorea; Rhabditida; Trichostrongylidae. The record is from the annotation of a GenBank genome assembly.